AUGAUAUUUCUCGGCGCAAUCACUAUUUUACAUGAAUGUGUACAUGCCCUAAAACCAGUAACAACACUAUCGAAUGGCUAUUGGAGGAUGCCGACAGAAAGUGGGCACGAAGGCGGUUUCAUAUUUGAGAAAAUGUUUAUGAAAGGACAAAUAACUAUGAAAGCACAUUCAGAUGACAUUGAAUUCAAAGUACGAGGAUGGUCAGUCGAUAUUUCAGCGCUGUUAAUCAAUUUGGAAAAUGGCGAUUAUAAUCUUGAUCCGUUUAAACAAAGCGCUAAACAAAUGCUAAAACGAAAGCGAUUCCAUAUAUUAUUUGGAUUUGAACAACCAUUAGAAUAA
Didymodactylos carnosus is the source of this 339-nucleotide messenger RNA. The record is from the annotation of a GenBank genome assembly. NCBI's taxonomy places the organism in Eukaryota, Metazoa, Rotifera, Eurotatoria, Philodinida, Philodinidae.